ACUCUUGCGUAACCUCUAGACUUAAGAGCACUAACAACCCAUGGGUUGUUUCCAGUCUUACACAGUCUAACCCAACACCAUGGCUCUCUAUGAGUCUAAGACCGAGCUCUGGGACCUGGACAUCAAUGUGAUCCAGCCAGAAGGGAAAGGUCCAGAUCCAGCCACAGAUGGAAACAGCGGUACCGAGCCGUUCAGGGAUGCGUUCCAACGUUAUAUCCAGCCCUGUCUGGCAGAGCUGCUGGGUUCAUCUCUGUUUAUCUUUGUGGGGUGUCUGUCUGUGAUCGAGAACACAGAGGGCACCGGAAGGCUGCAGCCGGCCCUGGCACACGGCCUGGCCCUGGGCAUCGUUAUCGCCGUGCUGGGGGAGAUCAGUGGGGGCCACUUCAACCCAGCAGUGUCUGUGUCUGUGUUUCUGAUCGGGGGUCUCAACAUCAUACUGCUGGUCCCCUACAUACUGGCUCAGAUGUGUGGAGGGAUGAUAGGGGCAGGACUAGCCAAGGUGAUUUCCCCAUCCAUGAACUAUGCCAAAGUUUCAGGGGCAGCAUUCGACACAGUGCAGGCCGACACCCAGAUAGUACCAGCCACGGUGGCAGAGGUGAUCAUGACUCUGUUCCUGACGAUGGUGGUGUGUAUGGGGGCCGUGAAUGGACGCACGCGCAGCCUGUUGGCCCCUCUCUGCAUCGGGCUGACCGUGACCGCAGACAUCCUGGCUGGGGGAGCAGUGUCUGGGGCAUGUAUGAACCCAGCUCGUGCCUUUGGCCCGGCCGUGGUGGCCGACUACUGGAGCUAUCACUGGAUCUACUGGGUGGGACCCAUGUCUGGAGCCCUGCUAACCGCCAGCUUCAUACGAUUACUGCUUGGGGAUGAGAAAACCAGAGUUCUCUUGAUAUGAUACAGAUGUAGGUUUCCAGUUCAAGUCCAUAAAAAAGUCAAUUUCCAAAAUCCACAUAAAUUCUAACAGUAUUUUUGUGUUACUAUUUCCAUGUUAGUUUAAAAUAAUCUUACCAAUGUAACUUUAUUCUAUGCCGGUAUAUAUAGAUUAUCUAUUGUCCAUAAAUGCAAUCUAUUUUAUUCAAUGCCAUUUGUAUAAACACAUUUUUGUACAUUAAAUAUUGCAUUGUAUAUUUCUUUCUAUGAUUGAUCCCUUUUGACAUAGUAGAAGUGACUUCUGGCCCAUAGUCUGUGUUUUAUACCGCCACCUUUUGGUUAUGUGGUGAACUACAGCCUUGCAUUGGUCUGACUCUCACUGUCCUGUCAUACAACCUUCCAUAUGCGUCAUGCCUUUUCACUGAUUAUCUGCACACAGACAUCCAAAAACUAGCCACAUUAGAUAGCAUUGAAUUUGACACUGUAAUUGCUAUCUUGACUGAAAGUCUCAGCCAUAGAAAUAUAAUUACUAGAAAUGACAUAGCCCCUCAGACAACCGGUCCUCCCAUUAUGGACUCUGACUUGAACGGGGACCUCUCUUCUAGUAAUUAUAUUUCUAUGGCAGACACUCAGUUGAGACAGUAGUAUGUGAACGUUCAAAAAAUGUUGCAGUGAAGAUUGAAGAAAUGAAGUAUAAAUGUGUGCAGCAGAGGAGUUACUGUUUCUUUCAUACGCAAUUAAUACAAAUGAAUGAUUAAAUGAAUUCAUGAAUUCCAUUAGUGCCCCCUCAAGAAUAAGUACAUACUGUACAUGAUGCCUGUAUGCACAGUAACAGUCUGAUUUUGCCACAUUCUACACAUUUACAAUGUCAAUGUAUUUAUCACCUGUUAUUUGCUGAUGGAUGUGUCUACCAUUUAGGACAAAUAAUAAGAUAUUACACUAAAGUGUAAAAAGCCAGUUUCAUGUUUCACUGGAUUGUCUUUUCCUCCCUUCAGAGAAUAACAGGAGCAGACUUUGCACAGGUGCAGAGACUUCGUCAAACUGUCUAGUUUUAAUGCUUUAUCUUAUCUAGCUGGGACUGGCUAACAUCAAUGAUCUAUGCAUGAUUAAUACAAGCAGGUUAACCAAGAUUAAACUUUUUUGUUUGGCCUGGAAAUCUAGAACAUUAUGUCUAGUAGUAGGCUGCUGUAUUAACAAACUAACAAAACAUUUAGUUGAUUUAAAUAGUAAAAACAUAUCAUAGUCAUAUUGACAUAUGCUCUACCCUGAAAAUGUUGUUUUCAAAUCAGUGCCAACAAAAUAUCUGUCUGCUGGACAAUUACUAUACUUUUAAACUGUAA
Molecule: messenger RNA, 2207 nt
Organism: Oncorhynchus nerka (sockeye salmon)
Lineage: Eukaryota; Metazoa; Chordata; Actinopteri; Salmoniformes; Salmonidae
Product: aquaporin-8-like
Exons: 5
Coding region: 80-892 (270 amino acids)
Biological process (GO): water transport; transmembrane transport
Cellular component (GO): plasma membrane
Molecular function (GO): water channel activity
Source: RefSeq, a predicted model, not a curated record